GCGUGUCUGGGAGCCACGUGGUGGGCGUCCCCUUGCGCACGUGUGUUUGGAGCCUCGGAGUCGCCAUGCCAGCCGGCUGGGGGGCUGCCUUCGCCGCCGGGGCCGGUCUGUUGGGGGCGCUGGCCGCCUGCUCCGCUAAGCUGGCCCUGGGGGCGGAUUACCUGCGGGGAGCCUGCGCCGCGGUCGUCGGAGGCGAGGAGGCGGCCUCUGGUGCCUGCUCCUGGUUGCCCGUGAUGCUUCGCAUUGUAUGCGGCGGCCUCGUGCUUGCAUGCAACGCAGUCAUGUGGACUUUCUUUGCCAAAGCCUUGAGAUAUUCCUCCUCCUCGGCUACAGCAACUUUGACCUCAACAGCGUCUAACUUCAUCUCUUCCGCUUUUCUUGGCAGUUUGCUCUUUGGCGAGACUCAUGCCCUGUUGUGGUGGAUAGGGAUAUCCUUAACCCUCCUCGGACUUUUGCUGCUCCACACGACACCACGCUUGGCAGAGGAAAAGAAGGAAAAGACGAGAUGAAAACUCGCAUGUGGGUUAAAAACAACCACCACUCGGGCCUUCCGGCUUGCCUUGCCUAGCCUGGUGAUGUUACCUCUCACUUUUCUUCACGGGGACGGAUUUUGAGCUGACUGCAAAGACUACAGUGACAAGGGGCAGCAAAGGAGGAGGGUCUUUGAGGAGAGACAUUGGGCAUUUGGUAAAUAAGGACAGUUGCCACAGAGCUAGAUG
This is a messenger RNA of Lacerta agilis (Sand lizard), 719 nucleotides long. RefSeq names its product transmembrane protein 42 (gene TMEM42). The record is from RefSeq and is a predicted model, not a curated record. NCBI's taxonomy places the organism in Eukaryota, Metazoa, Chordata, Lepidosauria, Squamata, Lacertidae. Gene Ontology annotation, cellular component: membrane. The transcript is spliced from 3 exons. Bases 66 to 509 code for a protein of 147 amino acids.